This is a messenger RNA of Lipotes vexillifer (Yangtze River dolphin), 1113 nucleotides long. RefSeq names its product growth differentiation factor 1 (gene GDF1). Lineage: Eukaryota; Metazoa; Chordata; Mammalia; Artiodactyla; Lipotidae. The coding region runs from base 1 to 1113 and encodes 370 amino acids. The record is from RefSeq and is a predicted model, not a curated record. The transcript is spliced from 2 exons. Gene Ontology annotation, molecular function: cytokine activity; growth factor activity. Gene Ontology annotation, cellular component: extracellular region.
AUGCCACCGCUGUGCCGGCGUCCGGGCCGCCGCGUCCUUCUUCUCCUACUGGCCAUGCUGCUGCCCUCGUCACCCCCGGCCCGCGCCCCCGCGCCCCCGGGCCCCGCCGCAGCCCUACUCCAGGCUCUCGGGUUUCCCGACGUGCCCCGGGGCGCCCCCAAGUCCCGGCCUGUACCCCCUGUCAUGUGGCGCCUGUUCCGCCGCCGGGACCACCAGGAGGCCAGGGCGGGCCCUCGGAGGACGCCCCUGGGGACUACCCUGCGGCCGUGCCACGUGGAGGAGCUGGGGGUCGCCGGAAACAUCGUGCGCCACGUUCCGGACCGCGGCGCGGCCGCCCGGCCCCCGGAGCCCGCCUCAGCUGCGGGACAGUGCCCUGAGUGGACCGUCGUCUUCGACCUGUCGGCCGUGGAGCCAGCCGAGCGCCCGAGCCAGGCCCGCCUGGAGCUGCGCUUCGCGGCUGCAGAGGCGACAGCUGGGACGGCGGGCGGCUGGGAGCUGAGCGUGGCGCCGGCGGGCGCGGGCCCCGGGCAGGUGGUGCUCCGCCAGGCGGUGCCCGCCCUGGGAAUGCCGGUGCGCGCCGAGCUGCUGGGCGCCGCCUGGGCCCGCAACACCUCGGCGCCGCGCAGCCUCCGCCUGACGCUGGCGCUGCGUCCCCGGGCUCCCGCCGCCUGCGCGAGCCUGGCCGAGGCCUCGCUGCUGCUGGUGACCCUCGACCCACGCCUGUGCCACCCCCUGGCCCGGCCGCGGCGCGAGGCCGAGCCCGCAGGGGGCGGCGGCCCCGGGGGCGCGUGUCGCGCGCGGCGACUCUACGUGAGCUUCCGCGAGGUGGGCUGGCACCGCUGGGUCAUCGCGCCACGCGGCUUCCUGGCCAACUACUGCCAGGGCAAGUGCGGGCUGCCCGCCGCGCUGUCCGAACCCGGCGGGACGCCCGCGCUCAACCACGCGGUGCUGCGCGCGCUCAUGCACGCGGCCGCCCCUAGCGCCGCCGCCGGCCUGCCCUGCUGCGUGCCCGCGCGCCUGUCGCCCAUCUCCGUGCUCUUCUUCGACAACAGCGACAACGUGGUACUGCGGCACUACGAAGACAUGGUGGUGGAUGAGUGCGGCUGCCGCUGA